This is a messenger RNA of Trichoderma aggressivum f. europaeum, 855 nucleotides long. RefSeq lists its product as uncharacterized. The transcript is spliced from 3 exons. The record is from RefSeq and is a predicted model, not a curated record. Bases 1 to 855 code for a protein of 284 amino acids. NCBI's taxonomy places the organism in Eukaryota, Fungi, Ascomycota, Sordariomycetes, Hypocreales, Hypocreaceae.
AUGUCCUCCGCCAUCGAAACCAUCAACCAACUCGCGACAUCCGCCGCAAAGGCCGUCUGGGGCGACUCCAGCACCGACGAAACCCACAAGGAGCCCAUCUCGGGCGCCACCGGCGACGUUUCCAAGGGCGAGCCUUAUGACGCCGGCAACUUGGACCCCAAGGACCAAAACAAGGUCGAAUCCAGUCUCAAGGGCCAACAAGACGACUCCCCCUCAGACCUAGCCGAAAACGAAUACUACGCCCUCUCAUCCUCCGCAAAGGACAAGCCCCUCCCCGAAAGCCCUCGCACCAAAGAACCCAUCGGCGGCACCACCCUCCAGGAUAAUAAACCCAAGAGCAGCAUCCCCAAGGACACUACAACAACAGGCACAAACGCAGACGACGGCGACGACGACGCAGCAAACCCCGAACAAGGCAAAUCCCUCGACGAGCUCACCGGCGCCGGCCCCCGCCCCGUCGAAGAGCUCGCCAAGGAGAAUGGCGGAAACGCUGCUGCCGCUGCCGCAUCCUCCGGCGAUGCCGUAUCUUCGUCACAGGAGGAAAACAAGAUGAAGCCCACGGAGCAGAAGCUGCCCGAGGACAAUUCCCAGCGCAACGACAACAAGAAGUGGGAGGCUACCGAGGACGACUACGUCAAGACGACGGGGCUGGCGGCUGACGGAGGCAACUUUGAUGCUGCGAAGCCUGGGGCUGGAGUUGAAGCUGAUCGCUUGAUGGAGCAAAAGGGCCUCAAGACAGACGACGACGACAACCACAAGGCCGGCAGUUCUGGCCGCAAGAGCUCGGAUUCAGGCCGUCACAAGGAUAAGCCCAGUCUAGGGGAGCGUAUCAAGAACAAGCUGCACCGCCAUUAA